ACAUUCAUGCUUCCAAAUUUAUUUUUCAUUUUUACCUAACUCCUACAAGGGUUUUUAACUUACUCAUUCUCCAUCAAGAUUAGGGUUUCAAAUUUCAAGAAACAUGCUUACUAACUCACUUAUUACCCUGCUAAUUAACUAAUUAAUUUAAUUAAUCACAGGAACAACAACAACGGCUUCAUUUCAUCGUACCCACAAUACAGCUCUCCCAUGCCUCCAGAUUUGAGCUUCUACAGUUGGUCGAAUAACGAACAUACUUUCGUACAAGGUAACAACAAUUUGCAAAAUCCGAGGAAUAAUAAUAUCAAGGAAGAAGAUCACCUCUCGUCGGAACAUUACUACCGUAACUACGUCGACAUUUUGAGCAGCACCGCUUCACCUAACAAUAAUUCUUCGAGGAAUAAUAACAACACCGCAACCGACGAGCAGUCGAAUGACUAUCUCGGCACUAAGCUCUUGCUCAAAUCUUUCUCGUCCGGUAAUCUCAUGACCAAGAAUCCGAUUUCGCCUCCCGAUUUUUAUUAUAACAACAACGGUGGUGGUGGUGGUGCGAGCAUAAACGGAAGAGGGUUGUUCUGCAGCAGCCAGAUUUUUCCGAGCGUGAACGUCUCGAGUUUGAGUAGUAAUCAAAACUUUACGAAUCCGACCUCUUUGGAUAUGAAUUUAGAGGCCUUGGAUCUUCUCACUUCUUCGAGAUUUAGCGGCGAAUUCGGCGGCGCGUCUUCACAGAAUCAAAAUCAGAAUGGAGGAUUUUCUUAUGGAUUUGAUCAUCAUCAUAUGCAGCAGCAAGUUCAUCAAACGACGACGCCGUUUUAUUCCACUAGUAAGGUAUCAUCAGGUUCGAGUAAUGGAGCGGUGGAAGCGAAACGAAGCGGUAGCAGAAUAGAGCCUAAGGCACCAAACGCACCGAAAAAGUCGCGUUUAGAAGCACGCGCUUCUUGCCCACCUUUUAAGGUGAGAAAAGAGAAAUUGGGAGAUAGAAUUGCUGCACUUCAACAGUUAGUAGCACCUUUCGGAAAGACAGAUACAGCGUCCGUACUUAUGGAGGCCAUUGGAUACAUCAAAUUCCUUCAAAGCCAAGUAGAGACUCUAAGCGUCCCUUACAUGAAAUCGUCACGUAACAAGUCCAGUCGAGUAUUGAAAGUGGGUGUACCAAUGGAGAACGAGAACGAAGAGCAAAGGCGCGAUUUGAAAAGCCGAGGACUAUGUUUGGUUCCGUUGUCGUGCUUGUCGUACAUGACUGAUGGCGAUGGUGGCGCAGCUGUAUGGCCGCCGCCUCACUUUGGUGGCGGCGCCACCUAGUUAUAUAUAUAUAUCUAUUUGAUCAAUGACAUUAAAUUUUUAACUUAGCCUUGAGAAUUUGUUUCUCUCUCUAUAAGCUUUUUAAUUUAUUUGAGUGGAGCAAACUUGGUCAUCCUAAAAAAAGGAGAAGGGUAAAAUGAAUUUUGGGAUGGACCAAGUUUGAUCCAUUUUUUUAUUUUAUUUUAAGUGAUAUUUGACUCGAGUGUGAUUUUUUUUCCCUAGUUUCAUGUUAAUUAGUACUUUAUGUUGCGGUUAAGCUAAUUUAAUUUUGUAUUUUAAUUA
Messenger RNA from Erythranthe guttata (spotted monkey flower), 1584 nucleotides. NCBI's taxonomy places the organism in Eukaryota, Viridiplantae, Streptophyta, Magnoliopsida, Lamiales, Phrymaceae. The record is from RefSeq and is a predicted model, not a curated record.